This is a messenger RNA of Cannabis sativa, 807 nucleotides long. Its product is annotated as protein Ycf2-like. The coding region runs from base 1 to 807 and encodes 268 amino acids. The record is from RefSeq and is a predicted model, not a curated record. Lineage: Eukaryota; Viridiplantae; Streptophyta; Magnoliopsida; Rosales; Cannabaceae. The transcript has a single exon.
AUGAUGCAAAAUGGAUCUUGUUCUAUCGUUGAUCAGAGAUUUCUCUAUGAACAAUACAAAUCGGAGUUUGAAGAAGGGGAAGGAGAAGGAGAAGGAGUCCUCGACCCGCAACGGAUAGAGGAGGAUUUAUUCAAUCACAUAGUUUGGGCUCCUAGAAUAUGGCGCCCUUGGGGUUUUCGAUACAAUCAAAUAGAAAGCCCCAACGAAUUGGGAUUUCCCUAUUGGGCCAGGUCAUUUCGGGGCAAGCGGAUCAUUUAUGAUGAAGAGGAUGGGCUUCAACAGAAUGAUUCGGAGUUCUUGCAGAGUGGAACCAUGCAGUACCAGACACGAGAUAGAUCUUCCAAAGAACAAGGCUUUUUUCGAAUAAGCCAAUUCAUUUGGGACCCUGCAGAUCCACUCUUUUUCCUAUUCAAAGAUCAGCCCUUUGUCUCUGUGUUUUCACAUCGAGAAUUCUUUGCAGAUGAAGAGAUGUCAAAGGGGCUUCUUACUUCCCAAACAGAUCUUCCUACAUCUAUAUAUAAACGCUGGUUUAUCAAGAAUACGCAAGAAAAGUACUUCGAAUUGUUGAUUUAUCGCCAGAGAUGGCUUAGAACCAAUAGUUCAUUAUCUAAUGGAUUUUUCCGUUCUAAUACUCCAUCUGAGAGUUAUCAGUAUUUAUCAAAGCUGUUCCUAUCUAACGGAACGCUAUUGGAUCAUGGAGCUGAAAUAACUAUUGAUAACCCAAAUCUUCGGUGGAUCCCCCUUUUCCAUCACAUAGAACCAACGAAUAGAGGAGGAUUUAUUCAAUCACAUAGUUUGGGCUCCUAG